UCAUCCAAGUUGACCAUGCAACUCAAGUGAGCUGGUACCAGUCCGUUCUUUGUCAAGAUCUCAUCAAGGUUGCUUGCACAGUUGUUUACUGUGCCAUUUAUCUAAAUAUCUGUAAUGUGUGCUUGUAAUAUUGACUCAUGAUAAAAUCUCCCUCCGUUCCAAAAUACUUGAAGUUCAAAGUUUGUCCUAAGUCAAACUUCUUUAACUUUUGACCAAGUCUACAUAAAACUAUACAGACAUUUACAGCACCACAUUAGUUCAUUAGCUUAACCAUAAAAUAUAUUUUCAUAGUAUAGAUGUUUGAUGUUGUAGAUAUUAGCAAAAUUUCCUGUACACGGUCAAACUUAAAGAAGUUUUGACUUAGGACAGACCUAGAACAUCUAGUAUUUUGGAACGGAGGGAAUAGUUAAUUGGCAACUCUUUUCUUUGCGUGUUUAGUAGUUCCAAGUCCAAUAUUUAUUUUUAAACCUCAUAUACUUCGAACUGGAGGUACACCAGAUAUAUUGUAUCAUUGUAUGCUCUUCUUGUUCUUGUUUAUAGAUAAAAGGUGUAUACCUGUUUAUCAGUAGUAUACAGAAGAUUGUACAUAAUUUUUUUUAAGUAACAUGUUAUUGAGUUAUAUGGUACUCUGAUGAUUGAUAUUGAUAAACUGCCAUUGAAAAUGGAUAUGUAUGAUGUUUUUUCAGUCAAACUCUUAAAAUAUGAACUUGUCACGGUGGUUGAAAUGUUUGUAAUAAUAUUAUAAGUUAAGUAACAGUACCCAAAUAUGUUUCUCAUUCAUACCGCUGUUAGUGGUUGAAUGUAAGAUUGAUUUUUUAUAACGGGUCGUUGUGAAUGCUUGACUAAUUUCACAUUAUUCUUGUUAUUUGUAUGCAUACAAUUUCCAGAAAACUAUCGCAUGCACACAGCAUCUCUUGACCCGAGGGUUGGCAACUUAUACACUGUCUGCUUGUUCAUCUAGCCACUAGCCUUCUAGUAGUACUAAUGGUAUGCAACGGGAGACUCGCUGGGAACCACCACCGUCCAUUUACUAGGAUCAGGAUGAUGAUACAUGUGGGCAUGUGGUUACAAACCUGCUUUUAGAUUCCCACAGCUGUGCGCGACUACAUUCCAAUGUGUAGUUAGGUACUUAGGUCUCUCAUAGAAAUGCACGAACACAAUUUUUCCUCUUCUGGUUCGGGACCAUCCUACUCCUGCCUUGGUUUUCCUCGGUGCAAAAAGAACGAUGAUGGUUUCAUGAGAAUGGUGCCUUGUCCAAUGAAGAAACAUGGGACAAGCUAGUAGCCUCCAAUUUGGCUGUUUGGGAAAAUGGACGAUGGGCACUAGUCUUGCCUAGAGGUGCUUGCUUGUCUCUUUUGAUGUCCCUUUUUUUAUUCUUUUAUUGCUCUUUUGUGAUUCUUUUGUCAAAUCACCUACUUGUAGCGUCUCCAUGACCACUAGAACUAAAAUAUACAACAUGGGUUUUUCUGUUCAUUUUUCUCUAGUACCUGGCCCAUGAAUUCACCGUUAGUAAUUGUUUUUCUCCUCUGUGAAUAAUUCACUAUUGGUAAUUGUUUUUCUCCUCUGUGAAGAAUUCACUAUUGGUAAUUGUUUUUCUCCUCUGUGAAGAGGAGCCCAUGAAUUCACUAUCAGUACUCCGUCCGUUCCAUAUUAGUUGUCACUGAAACGGAUGUAUCUAGACGUUUUUCAGUGCUAGAUACAUCCGUUUGAGCGACAACUAAUAUGGAACGGAGGGAGUAAUUGUUUUUCUCCUCUGUGAAGAGGAGCCCAACCUGAUAAGUAUCAAAUGUAAUAAUAUCUUCCACUUGGAAUUCAGGCAGAGGAUCUAUCCACACCAUGGCACAAAGCUGAGUUGAAGCAUAUAACAUCUGAUGUUCUUCUUCUAGAUCAUCCUGCCAAGGAUGACUACAAAUAAGAUACUGCACCACCAGGAGCUACAUGGCGAUCAAUCCAUCUCUGAUGUUUCAGGCAUAGUGGAUGAGACCUUGGGAAAGAGUCCCUUGGAUAGGCAGGAUACACUGAAAUACAGGGUGUUUGCUAGUACUUGGAAUAUUGGCGGCAUAGCACCAACAGAUGAUCUGGACUUGGAGGAUUGGUUGGAUACAAGAGCUAACUCCUAUGACAUCUAUGUUCUAGGGUUCCAAGAAAUAGUGCCACUGAAUGCAGUAAAUGUGCUUGGUCCUAGCAAGAGGUGUAUCUCUACAAAGUGGAACUCACUAAUUGGGAAGGCACUAAACAAAAAGAAGACACGAGACGGAGCACAGUUGCAGCAUACAACUACAAAUAGUAGUGCAAUGGAAAGCUUUGGACAAGAGGAGUGCUUUAUAUGCAUCAGGAGCAAGCAGAUGGUGGGCAUCUUUACCUCAGUCUGGGUGAGAAGCAAUCUUAGGUUAUACAUUCACCAUCUGGAUGCGUCAUGUGUUGGUUCGGGUAUCAUGGGCUAUCUAGGGAACAAGGGUUCAGUAUCAGUUCGAUUUCUGCUGCAUGAGACGAGCUUUUGUGUUGUUUGUUGUCACCUGGCUUCAGGUGGCAAACAAGGGGAUGUGCUGCUGAGGAAUUUUGAUGCAGCGGAUAUACUUGCAAGGACGAGAUUUCAUGGUGGUGGUGGUGGAAAUAAAAAACUGCCAAAGAAAAUCCUCGAUCAUGACCAAGUAGUUUUGCUCGGUGACUUGAAUUAUAGGAUAUCACUGGAAGAGCCUGAGACAAGGUUGCUGGUGAAAGCUAAGAACUGGUCCACCUUGUUAGAGAACGAUCAGCUAGUGUCUGAAUUCUCAACGGGUCGGCUUUUUGAGGGCUUUCAGGAAGGGCCGGUCACCUUCUCUCCCACCUACAAGUACCAGCCAAACUCUGAUCAGUACUACUGGUGCUUCGAAGCAGCGCGAGGGGAGAAGAAGCGUGCUCCCGCAUGGUGUGAUCGCAUUCUUUGGCGCGGCAAGGGCCUGAAACAAAUCCAAUAUGGGACCUGCGACUACAAGUUGUCAGACCACCGGCCGGUGAGAGCUGGUUUCAUUGCUGAGUGCAGGAUCAGGGGAGAUGCGGAGGACUCUAUUGGUGGCUUCAUGCGCUGAACUCUGCAGCCGAUGGUCGAGAUGGAAGUUAUGCACCAUCCAACCAGAGGCACUGCCGUCCGAUCUAAAAUAUGGAACAAUCACGGACAUAGCGAAACCAUGAUGGAUUUUGACGAGAUCUUGAGCGUUCAUUGGCGACCAGUGUGCAACUGGGAAGUAGACUAGUCUGAUGUUCUUAUCAGUGACGCUGUAUAAAUUUUUUGUUCUCAUCCUCAUCUCUAAAACGUCUUAUAUUUGUUUACAGAGGGAGUAUUUACCUAGCAAGUAUUUUGUACACAUUAUGGCUAAAAGAAAUUAGGAGUUUUCCAGUUGAA
Molecule: messenger RNA, 3382 nt
Organism: Triticum aestivum (bread wheat)
Lineage: Eukaryota; Viridiplantae; Streptophyta; Magnoliopsida; Poales; Poaceae
Product: type IV inositol polyphosphate 5-phosphatase 9
Exons: 9
Coding region: 1902-3068 (388 amino acids)
Biological process (GO): phosphatidylinositol dephosphorylation
Molecular function (GO): phosphatidylinositol-3,4,5-trisphosphate 5-phosphatase activity; inositol-polyphosphate 5-phosphatase activity; phosphatidylinositol-4,5-bisphosphate 5-phosphatase activity
Source: RefSeq, a predicted model, not a curated record